AUAAAAUCUUGUGGUUCUAUCUCAUUUGGAAUGAAUUUUCGUCCUCGGAUUCCAAGCCAAGUCUGCACCUUCGGCCAUCCCGUCCGCCUAUUUCGCCCCCACAUUCAGCUAUCAACACCUGCAUCUACAUUCCACUCCACAUCGAAAAAUAUACAGCGUCACCACCAAGCUGAGGCUAGAAGGCUCUAUUCGAAAAUGGCCCCGACGAAGACCGUUGUGGCGGUACUUUACCAGGCUCUCCCACCGCCAAUGUAUGGUGGCGUGAGCAAGCCACCCAAGCCCGGUGGGUACCGCGAUUCCGGGGCUGAUGUUGCAUAUACAUUAUCCCGCUCGGGGACCAACGUGCUUACCCCAGUGGAGGAGCCGGAUCCUGCCAAUCAGGACCAUUGGUGCUUCCCUGAUACUCAGGAAGGCAUCCUGACUGCAUUGAACAAAGGUGCUACACACCUUUGGGCUAACACAGUACUUUUUGGUGAGCAUCCGUUGCAAAAUUCAGCACUUUUGACGCCGUAUGAGGCGGAGGUUAGGGUUAUAGGGCAGCCGCCGCUGUGUGCGGAUCAAUUUGAUGAUAAGUCUUUUGUAAAUGAUUGUCUGCGUCGGCAUGGUGGAUUGACACUACCGAAAUCGUGGACAAUUGAUGAUCCCAGGACUCUGAAUGGUGAUAAAAAGGCUGUGCAAAAGACAUUGGAUACUGUCUUGGCUUCUGUUAAAGAGAGCGACUGUCCGAUUGUUGCGAAGCCGGUGCGCGGUCGAGGUAGCCAUGGCGUGAAGAUCUGUCGCAAUUCAGUCGAAUUGUCUGAGCACAUUGCCAAUCUCUUUGAUGAAUCGCCUCGGGUGCUAGUGGAGGAAUAUUUGAACGGUGAAGAGGGCACCAUCACUAUAAUGCCUCCAUGUCAAGGAGAUGUUCCAGAACAGGAACCUUCAGAUCGGUUCACCCGACACUGGGCUCUGCCGCCAGUGACUCGCUUCAACCAUGUGGACGGAAUCGCCCCUUAUAGCGGAAAGGUAGCAGUGACUUUGAAUUCGCGCGCUGUGGCAGCCGAGGAGGUAGAUGCAGAUCCGGCAUAUGGUGCUAUUAUGAGAGAAUGCGAGACUGUAGCUGGCCUGCUACAGACGAGAGCCCCUCUGCGGAUAGACAUUCGGCGAUUCGGGCCAAAGUCGCGAUUCGCGUUGUUUGAUAUUAAUAUGAAACCGAAUAUCACCGGACCAGGUCGCCCAGGACGGGAUGACCAGACAAGCCUGAUGGGUCUUGCCGCUGAUAGCAUGGGAUGGGACUAUGCUACAUUUCUGAAGUAUGUGCUAGCAUCAGCGCCGAAAUUAGGCGAGUUGCGCAACUAUGACAGCCCAUUACUCAGAGAAUCAUGGAUUGUCCAUCCUCGAUGUUAUCCUGGCCAUGAAACAGUUCUAUCCCAUAGAAGCAAGAUGCAAGAAGCAAAGAUGCUCUAAAGGGUUUGACGGAAUGCACGGUAGAUCAUAUAAUUUCUUUUUCUCCACCUAAUGCAGGGACAUGGUUCGUAUACCGAAAAUAGAAAGAGCCUCUCCUCUAUCACUUCAUC
Molecule: messenger RNA, 1556 nt
Organism: Penicillium subrubescens
Lineage: Eukaryota; Fungi; Ascomycota; Eurotiomycetes; Eurotiales; Aspergillaceae
Product: glutathione synthetase ATP-binding domain-like protein
Exons: 3
Coding region: 31-1446 (471 amino acids)
Biological process (GO): peptidoglycan biosynthetic process
Molecular function (GO): metal ion binding; ATP binding; D-alanine-D-alanine ligase activity
Source: RefSeq, a predicted model, not a curated record